Messenger RNA from Fraxinus pennsylvanica, 561 nucleotides. The record is from the annotation of a GenBank genome assembly. Lineage: Eukaryota; Viridiplantae; Streptophyta; Magnoliopsida; Lamiales; Oleaceae.
AUGUCCGUGAGUGGGACGAGAGGAUACUUACCCCCGGAAUGGCUGGCAAAUCUUCCAGUCACUUCAAAAGCUGAUGUUUAUAGUUAUGGAAUGGUGUUGUUAGAAAUCAUAAGUGGUAGAAGGAAUUUUGAAGUUUCGACCGAGACUAAUCACAGAAGGCUUUCAUUGUGGGCAUAUGAAGAGUUUGAGAAGGGCAAUAUCGAGUCAAUUCUCGAUAAAAGGCUUCUUGGACACGAGGUCGACACAGAGCAAGUCAUAAGAGCUAUUCGAGUUAGCUUUUCGUGCAUCCAAGACCAACCAUCUCUUAGACCUACUAUGGGAAAAGUUGUGCAGAUGCUCGAAGGGAUUUCUGAGAUACCUACACCACCCAAAUCUACAGCCAUGAACCCGACUACUGCUGGUGCUCAGUUUCAGGUUCUCCCUAUGGUGUCAUCAUUCCAAACUGUGUUGAAUUCGUCUGUUUCUUCAUCUCAUACAGCAGAAAAUUCAUCUUUAACUACAGAAAAAAAAUCUGAAGGGGAAACUUCCACUCUCAUAAAAGAAGAGGCUUCACAAACAUGA